Molecule: messenger RNA, 5500 nt
Organism: Calliphora vicina (urban bluebottle blowfly)
Lineage: Eukaryota; Metazoa; Arthropoda; Insecta; Diptera; Calliphoridae
Gene: Slik
Product: Sterile20-like kinase
Exons: 12
Coding region: 384-5315 (1643 amino acids)
Biological process (GO): protein phosphorylation
Molecular function (GO): ATP binding; protein serine/threonine kinase activity
Source: RefSeq, a predicted model, not a curated record
UAUUAUGUUUAGUGAAAAUUGUUCUUUAAAUAUUAUAAGAGUUUAAUUGUAUAUUUUAAUUAAACAAAUGGUGACUAUAUAAGCGGAUAAAAGAGUUAAAAAGAAUAAAUAAUUGUGAAGAUGAAAAAAAAUAUUGUGUUUGCAUACAUUCUGAUGAUGUAGUUCAUGCGUUAUUCACUGGUCCUAAAAUUUACAGAAUUUAAAUUCAAAGGACAUAAUAUAUAAAUAUAUAAUAAUUUUAUAUAAACUAAUGAAACCAUAUGUAUUAUAAAACAUAUAAAAUAGAUUUGCUUAUAAAUGGAGUAGAGCUAAUGCUAUUGGAAGUUCUUCAGAAUAAUAAUAUUAAAUACAAUAAAGGAGGAACGUAAUCAAUAGAAGUAAGAAUGUCGUUUAUUAAUAACUUGAAAAAAGUUUUCCAUUUGGGAGGAGGAGAAGCUAAAAAGAAACGUCAUGGCAAUAACAUAAAAAUGGACACUGAUCCCGCUGAAAUUUGGGAAAUUGUUGGCGAGCUCGGAGAUGGAGCAUUCGGAAAGGUUUAUAAAGCUCUAAACAAAGAGACUACACAAUAUGCUGCUGCUAAAAUGUGUAUUUUAGAGGCUGUGGCAGACCUAAGCGAUCAUAUGGUGGAAAUUGACAUAUUGUCAGAAAUUAAGCAUCCAAACAUAGUUGAACUUUAUGAAGCUUUUUACAUAGAUCUUAAAUUAUGGAUGCUUAUUGAAUACUGCGAUGGUGGAGCACUUGAUAGUAUAAUGGUUGAGUUGGAAAAACCACUUAAUGAACCUCAGAUUGCAUAUGUUUGCAAACAUAUGACAGAAGGUUUAGAUUUUUUGCAUAAAAAUAAAGUUAUUCACCGUGAUUUAAAGGCCGGAAAUGUCUUACUGACGAUGGAAGGCGGAGUUAAAUUGGCUGACUUUGGGGUAUCGGCCAAAAAUAAACAUACACUUCAAAAACACGAUACCUUCAUUGGGACCCCUUAUUGGAUGGCACCGGAAUUAGUCUUAUGUGAGACGUUUAGAGACAAUCCUUAUGAUCAACAAGUUGAUAUAUGGUCGCUUGGAAUUACAUUAAUUGAAUUGGCUCAAAUGGAACCCCCUAACAGCGAAAUGUCGCCAAUGCGAGUUUUACUUAAAAUUCAAAAAAGCGAUCCGCCAAAGCUAGAUCAACCAUCCAGGUGGAGCAAAGAGUUUAAUGACUUUUUAAAAAAUUCUCUUGUUAAGGAUCCACAACAAAGACCAUCUACUGAAGCGUUGUUGCAACAUGCUUUUAUUAAUCGCGAAAUAGACGCUAAACCCAUAAAAGACCUCUUACUGGAGUAUAGAGCGGAAGUGGUAGAAGAAGUGGUUGACGAUGAGACAGAGGAACCCCGCAACUCAGCGCUUCCACUAGAGCUGUACGAUGAUUCUUCGUCGUUACAAAGUCAAGAUAUUGAUAAAUUACCAGGCACUCCCACCUCUUUAUCGAGAGACACUAAAGAGCAGUCUCAACCUAACAAUUUACAAAAUGUACAACAUUCAGUUAACGAUAUUUUGGCUGAACAAACUUCAACAACAAUAAAGACUAAUAAUAAACUAAUAAUCAACGAGGAAGAGGCAGAAUUAGAAAAGGGUGUUAGUUCAUCUCCUUUAGUUUUAAAGAAACAACAGCGUCAACCACAAUUACAAAAGAUUCCAGAAGAUUUAAGCAUUGUUGAUCCGGAAGUACAAUCUAUUCAAAUUUCCAUGGAAGGAGACAAAAAGAUUCCUAAAAGAGAAAAAGGAAAGGCACCACCUCCACCUGCUAUUACUAAAGCAAAAAUUUCGACAUCAUCAGAUUCCGCACCCAAUACAGAUAGUCAAGAAGUUGCUAUGCUAGUAUCAAAUAACAAUUCACACGAUAUUAAUAUCUCAUCUGAAAACGUAUUCAAGGAUGAGGAAUCUAAACAACCACCUUCUCCCGCAUCAUCAACUUCGACCGUUUCAGUGAAAUCUGUGUCAUCUUCGAGUAAAAGUUUAAGUGCAACAGGGACCGGUUUGAGUUCUAGCACCUCGAUGGUAACAAUUAAUAGCGAUAUGUCGUCAACAUCUCCUCCGCCAUGUCAAUCUGAACAAUUAGUUAUUCCACAAAAUGUACUACCAAAUAGUUUAGAGUCUGGAAGAAGUCAAAUAACAGUUGUGACGAGUACACAUCCUCCCGUUAUUAUUGACAGUUCUUUAAGUCUUCCAUUGCAACCCCAAAAUGAUGUUAUUAUUGUGUCCAAUAGCCUUAACAAAACUAUGCAUAUAAAUGAAUCAUCAACAGAUGAAGAUUACCCUUCAAUGGAUGAUAGCAUUGGUGUCUCUUCGCCAUCAUCAUCGCAGAAGCAAUCUACAAUGAUUGUUACAUUGUCGAAUGAAGGUGCUUCAAUAGAAGAAAUUGAUAAACCCUACACACAUCGUAAAAUCGAAACCCAAGGUAGAAAAUUGGAUGAGAGCGAAGUGUUAAUAGUAAGUCCAUCAUUUACAAACGAAAAUGAUUCUGCUUAUAAUACUCCUUCGGAAGGACUAACUGAACAGAACAGUGCGCUGCAACUUAUGGAUACAAGUCACGUAUCUGUUGUGACUGUAGGUGAUGAAAUACGAGUAAAAGACAGCAGUCAUUUACAUAAUAGUCCUAUUAAUCAUACUAAUUCAUUUAUUGAGGAAGGAGAUAUAUUAGAAAAAGGAAAUAAUGGACAAAUGUUCAACAGUCAGCAGCAGCACUUUAUUGACACAGAUGAUAUUAAUGUUAUUGUCAAUCGUAGUAGAAAGCAAGAUCAACCAGUAUCCCAACCAGGCGAUGGAAGUGAAAGUGAUUCUAUACGAUCAAGCACAGGGAGUGGAAAUCGAAUUGUUCGCCGUGGUACAGAGGUUAAAAUUGCUGUUUCUGCAGAUAAAAGUGAUGCAGAAAGUAUUUCUACCACAGCUAGUCAUGAUAGUCGCAUUGAAGUUGAAGUCGAUAGAAAAGAGAUCCAAGAAGACGAUGUUAUCAUUCGUCGUAAGAAACCUGCUGCUGGUUAUAAGAGUGGUUAUAGUGGAGCCCCAGGACCUACUAAGGAGGAAAUAGAAUUAAGAAAUAUACGAAAGAAAACAAGGAAACGUACUCGUAAAUUUGAAAUUGAUGGUGUUCAAGUAACAACAACAACAAGUAGAGUUAUUUAUGGAGAUGAAGAGACAGGUGGCUUUUAUGACGACCACGUAUUUCGUAAACAAGAGUUACGAGAGUUGAAGAUGCUUCAGAAACAGGAGAAAAAACAACAAACUGAUUUGCAACUUAAAGAGCAAAUAAGCAAAGAACAACAAGACCGAAGAUUUGAUCAGGAACGAACGUCUCUAGAAAAGACUUAUGAAGCUGAUAUGGACGCUCUUGUGCGACAACACAAGCAAUUGGUUGAAAAAACAGAACAAGCUCAAGAACAUGAACUACGUUCAUCUUCGAAGCGUAUUCGAGCGGAGCAAGAAAAGGAGCUUAAAAUAUUUCGUGAAAAUCUUAAGCAGGAGAUUCAUUUGCUUAAACAAGAAGUGGAUCUACUACCAAAGGACAAACGCAAAGAUGAAUUUAAACAACGGCGAUCAGCAAUGGAACUAGACCACGAAGAAAAAGAGAGGACAUUUUUAGAUUCCCUGAAAGAAAGACAUGAGUUGCUGUUGCGGCGAAUAAGUGAAAAACAUCGCGAUCAUCUUGCCACAAUACACAGAAACUUUUUGCAACAAAAGCAAAAUGCAAUGCGAACGCGCGAAGCACUUCUUUGGGAGCUUGAAGAAAAACAGCUUCAUGAACGUCAUCAACUAUCAAAACGUCAUGUUAAAGAAAUGUGUUUUAUGCAACGUCAUCAAAUGAUUGUUCGCCACGAAAAAGAGCUUGAUCAAGUAAAGCGAAUGCUACAGCGCAAAGAAGAAGAUCUUAUCAAAAAGCAAGCUCUAGAAAAGAGAGCUUUACCAAAACGAAUUCGCGCAGAACGAAAAGCACGCGAGUUAAUGUUCAGAGAGUCACUACGAAUAUCUUCAAAUCUUGAUCCUGAAGUUGAACGUGAACGAUUAAAGAAGUUCCAAGAACAGGAUAAGAAACGAUACACUCAAGAAGAACGACGUUUUGAAAUAAAGCAUCAAAAACAACUUGAAGAGUUGAGAGCAACUAGAGAAAGCACAAUAAGAGAACUGGAGCAACUACAGAAUGAAAAAAGGAAAGCUUUGGUAGAACACGAACAUGCUAAAUUAACCCAAAUAGAUGACCGCUUGAAAACAGAACUUCGAGAGUGGAAAGACCAAUUAGUACCACGUAAACAGAAUUUCAUAAAAAUGGUUAAUGUCAUGUAUGAUAAGUUUGAAAAACGAUACAGCAUUGCGACAGAUCGAAAGAUAUUAGAGGAUGAUUUAGAAACGUUAAUGAAAUUACCACCACACUUGGUUGGUAUUUUUAAUGAGACGCCUCGUUUAGUACCCAGGGGUAUUUUCUUGGGCAAUUUAAAUCAAAUGGCUCGAUCGAGAACUCUAUCAAUGUUUUCUUCUAAUAUAAGUUCUAAUUUCCGUGGUUCUGUACCGGAUUUAAGCCGAAGUGUACCGACAACUCCAAUGUUUAUGUUUAAACAUGACCGAGUAAAGUUGGUUGACACUUUAAAGAACAGUUCUUCAUCAAUGUAUCGACACCCCAACAGCAGUAAUAAAUGCAUAUUAGAAACAACUUCCACUGUAAUGACUAAGCCGUUGGAUCUGGACCAAAGGUCGUUCAUGGGAGAGGAGAAUGAUAAAAUAGUUGAAAUAAAAACUUCGUCAUCUCUCUCUGCUGAUAAGAACAUUAACAAGGAAAAUCCACCAAUAUUAACAACAUUUAGAUCCUCAAGUUCUCCGACUUCCACCAUGAUUUGCGAAAGUCGUGAUGACAUUGUAUUUGACAGAUUUUCAAAAACAAAUGAAGAAUUAGUACAAUUACGAAAUCAGCCCAAUUCCCUAUUGCACUCCUCAUCGUCGUUUAUCAUUAAGCGACCAUCCUAUCUACCAGAACGAAAUACAACAAUGGUUAAUUCACAUUCGAUCCAUAACCUUCGAAAAAUGUCUUUAGAAAAUUGUGUACAACCGCUGGAUUCAAUAAGUUGUUCUGAUAUAAAAUACCCAAAUAUAGCUGGACAAAAGGCUGCAGCCCUUCUUGCUGAGGUACAACCAUCACUUCGAGCAUCAACAAAAUGCGAUAGUACUUCCAUUGAUACCGAAGAAUCAUAUGAUGGAUUAAUGUUGCAAAAGGCUCCGAAAUAUGCAAUACCAAGAGUAAUUACCAAUGCAAGUGAAAAACGGGACCCAAUUAAUAUGGACUCAUCCGCUGCGUAGUCAACAAAAUAUAUAAUCUUAUUCAUGUAAUAACAAUUCAGUUAAGCGCUUGGAGGAGUCCUUUCUUAAGCAAAUGGAAGAAAUGGAAUCGUUGUAUGGUGGAACACUCGUUGUAACAAUGCCAUCUGAUCCUUUGCAACGAGAUCAUUUUACAGAAUCUACACGUAGCAGUCUCUCAUCAUUUU